UAGGAUCUGCCCAACUGCCGAUCAGGCGGAAAAGACAAACCAGAUUGCUGCGCCCAUGUAAGAAUAGGUGGGAGAGAGUCGGGGAGAAUGGUGAAGAGAGGAUCUGCCGGGCGGUCAGUCCCGGAUAAAGGAUUAAGUCAAUGCAACGUAAGGUCUGUGGAUUUUGUGGAGAGUCCACGUAGGACAUGUAGUAUGCGUCAGUCCAUCCUGUCUGACGUCCUGUCCGCCAUGGCCUGUCUCAUGGAACGGACAAAGACUCAACAGCCGUCCUGUCUCACAGAUCAGUGGAUCGUCGGUCUAUGAACCCUAGACCCUAAACCCUGGACCGACUUGCACUUCUGGCAGUUUUCACUUAAGCUCGCACGACCCUGCGGGAUUAGCGCGCAGCAAAAGAAGACGACUUGGGCGAGGGGCGGAGGGGAGAAUGCAGAGCGAUUCGGCUGAAGGCUGCUGUGCCAGGGCAGGGAAGACGGAUGUGGUGCGACAGAUCAUGAGAUCUGUGCUGCUGGCUUGCGUGUGGCUGCUGCCGUCGUCCAAGGGGCGGGAGCUGAGGAGGCCGGCCUUCCUCAGGACAUCGAUUGCAGACAGCAAGGUGGACGGACGAGAUGACACUCUGGUGCAUAUUCAUGGGGUCGGACAGUUUGUGUGUGUGCUGGUGCGUGUGCAGGGUGGUGGAGUGAGGUUUCGGCCGCUAUCGCCUCUCAGAAAGGUGGGCAAUCACACUACAUAGACACGGACAUAUACGUGCGUAUACCACUGAUGCGUACUGUACGCGACUGGCUGGCUGGUUGUGUGUGGUUGUGAAUGAGUACGUCGCUGCUACGGUAGAAAGAAAGACAGGCCUCUCCGUCUGUCCAGCCACGCUUUUCGCUCUCGAGCGCGUGGCGGGCUUUUUCUUUUCUCUCUCGGAUGGAUGGAUCUGCCUGCCUGUCCUGUCCUGUCCUGUCUUUGUAUUGCUUUGGCCGGUGGCAUGCCAUCCAUCCUUGCGCUUCUUCUUCCUGCCUGCCUGCCUGCCAUUCGUCCCCUCCCCCUCAGGCACCCAGCCCCCCUCCCACACCCACACUGCCGUCCUGGUCCACCUGCUGUGCGGCCCUGACCUUAUCUGCGGCAACCAACGAGCGAGAAGUCCCCCCACUACCACCCCCACCUUCCCACCCAGUCCCAUCCGUACCAAAGCGCAGCACCGGCGCCUCGACCACCACCAGGACCAGGAGGGCCGCAGUGGCGCCGGCGCCAACAAGACGGCGGAAGACGACGACGUCCACCACGGCGCGCAAGUCGUCUUCAUCGACGUCGAGGAGAGGUGCGGCGUCCCCCUCCCCCACCCCGGCGCCCAAGCCGGUGCCGCCCGUGACGGAUUUGCCCCGGCGGCUGCCCGACGAGUGCGUGGAGAUCAUCUCGUGGAAUGUCAACGGCCUGAGGGCCAACCUGCGCAAUGGGGGCAUCCAGACGCUGCUGGAGGAGCACCCGCACCUGGACUUCCUCUGUCUGCAGGAGACCCGCGUCUCCCCCGACACACCGCUGCCCGAGUUCGACGCCAUUCGGCAGCACUUCCCUUACUGCUACUUCCACUGUGCGGCUCGGGCGGGCUACUCGGGCACGGCGGUCCUGUCCAAGACGCCGCCGCUGCGGGUGCUGCUCGACAUCAACUUGGGUGGAGGGGAGGGGGGCGAGGAAGACAAAGAGGGGCGGGUGGUAACCUGGGAGACCGAGUCGUUCUUCCUCCUGAGCGUCUACUCGCCCAAUGCCCAGGGGGAGCUGCAGCGGCUCGAGUACAAGCACCGCCAGUGGAACCCAGCUUUCUUCGCCCAUAUCGAGCGGCUCAGGCGGCAGAAGCCCGUCGUCAUAGCGGGAGACCUCAACGUGGCGCACACCCCCAAGGAUCUGUUCAGCCCGCUCGAGAGCGAGGGGCUGCCCGGUUACACGCCAGAGGAGCGGUCCGACUUCUCAGACUUGCUGGCAACGGGCUAUGUCGACACCUUCCGCAACUGCCACCCAGACAUGGGCGGCGCCUACAGCUGGUUCUCGUACCGCUACAAGGACAAGCAGCGCAACCGCGGCUGGCGCAUCGACUACGUCCUGGUGAGCGACCGGUGUCACGACGCCGUCAAGGGGGCGUACAUCGAGAAGAGCAUCGACGGAUCGGACCAUGUGCCUGUGGGGGUGGUCCUCAACACCACAGUGCUGAGCGCCGUGUGUGGGGCCACCACGGCCAAGGGGGGCGGGGUGAAGAAGAAUGAGGCCGUCAAGAAGGGCGUGGGGGGGAAAGGACGGGCAAAGGCAAAGGCAAAGGCGUGACAGAGAGAGAGAGAGAGAGAGAGAUUCGGGGAGGGGAGGGGAGGGAAGGAUGUGUUGGGCUGGAGAGAGUGCUUAACGCUGUGGUGCGCUGGCUGCGUGUAUGCUGUGUGUGUACGGUAGGUAGGUAUCUAUGACAUACGGAUUGUUUGUUGAUUGAUGUUGAGCAGAGAGGCGUGCUCAAACGAUCCUGAUGCAAGUCAGUCAGCUGGCCGGCCGGCCGGCCGCUGUGUGUAUCUUAUCUAGCUAUAGCGAUAGGAGUGGAGCAAGGAAUGUGAAUGUGCGACGGUUUUUGCGUGUGUGCGACUCAGCUGCUCGCUCGUUGGCUUGUUUAAACACAUGCGCUAAGCUACGCGAGUGAUGUCAUGUCAUGUGAUGGAUGCUCAUGUGCACGUGUGCACGUAUUGGCAACCUUCCUUCACUCUUUCACCCGUUGCCCCCCCGAGUUAACACCCCUACCUAAUGAAUGCACAUGUCCCCUCGUCUGUGUGUGUCAUGUGUGCAGGUGUCGUCGAGGCUGCGCUCUCCCCUGCGGCCAUUGUGUCGCAGUCGUUUGAACAGCUUGGAGGAGGGCACCUCGGCGGCCACGGCCGAGCGCACUGCAGUGGGGGUUAGCCCGUCUCAAGCCAACGGGGCGCCAUAUGCCGCUGCCGCACCCACCACAAGAGUCGAUGGCGACAUUGAAGCAAAAGGCAAAGGUGAGAAGACUCCCCCUCCCACCCCCCACCCCUUUGGGCAUGAACACUCUCCGUCCGUUUGUCUGUCUGUCUGUCUGUCUGUGUGUUCGGAUGUGGAUGUGCCACAUCCAUCAGGUGUGGCGUGGUACCCGGAGUGGAGCAGUGAUCGUGCCAUCGAGCACAUCACCACCGACGUCUCCAUGACGGACCUUGUCUCACUCUGCAGAAGGAGAGGAUUCGUCUUCCAGGUAUGUAAUACACCCACCUCCCACCCACACUGCUGUCUCUCUCUUUCUCUCUCUCUCCCUCUCACAGUCAUCCGAAAUCUACAACGGGAUGAACGGCUUCUGGGACUACGGCCCUCUGGGUGUGGAGGUGCACCGCAACAUCAAGAACAGGUGGUGGGACAAGAUGGUCCGCGAGAGGGAGGACAUCGUCGGACUCGACUGCUCAAUCAUCAUGGCGCCAAAGACAUGGGAGGCGUCGGGACACGUCGGCGGAUUCUCAGACCCAAUGAUCGACUGCAAGGAGUCGAAGAUGAGAUACAGGUCGGUGGCCCACACACGAGACAGACCGAUCAGACUCAUGUCAUGUGAGUGUUUUCUUUGUGUUUGUGCGUGUAGAGCGGAUCAGCUCUACUUUGCGAGGGUGGAGCUGGAGAGCGGCGAGCUGCUUGGGUACAUAUCGAUGCUCGACGGCGACAACAACGAGGCCCACGCCAAGAAGCUCGUCAAGACACUCAUGAAGAAAGCCGACGUCAAGGGGGACACCAAGCCGCUCGAACUCAAAGACGCCACACAGGUCUGUCAGUCAGCCAUACCGACACCAGGACACGCCAGCACCAACUGCACUCAUUCCUCCCCUUAUUCGCUGCCAUCAGGCGGCUCCUGAGGAGAUACCUCUGAUCCCCUCCCCAGCCACGGGCAUCCCCGGCUCCCUCACGCCCCCUCGGGAGUUCAACCUCAUGUUCGAGACCAGCGUGGGUGCGCUCAGCGACGCGGCCUCCAAGGCCUACCUGCGGCCCGAGACCGCCCAGGGCAUCUUCGUCAACUUCAAGAACGUCGCACAGACGUCGCGCGUCAAGGUGCCCUUUGGGAUAGCGCAGAUCGGCAAGGCCUUCAGGAACGAGAUCAACCCCAGGAACUUCAUAUUCAGAUCGCGGGAGUUCGAACAGAUGGAGAUCGAGUACGGGCGGGCAUUCACAGCACAGCUAGGGGGGAAAUGGAAAUGGAAAUGGGAGCGGGCGUGUGUCGUGUGUCUGUGUGUCUGUGUGUGUGUGUGUGGUGCAGGUAUUUCAUCCCUCCUGACGAGGAUGCGUGGCCCGAGUAUUACAAGCAGUGGAUCGGAGAAUCUUGGGACUGGCUCAAGUCUAUCGGUCGGCGACACGCCAGCACGCACCCUAGACACAUUGGCAAAUCCACCUGUCUCUGUCUGUCUGUCUCUCUGUCUGUCUGUCCAUGUGUAUUCAGGCCUGCGCGAGGAUCUGAUGAGCUAUGACGUCCACCAGAAGUGCGACCUCGCCCACUACGCCCGAGCCUGCACCGACAUCAUCUUCAAGUUCCCCUUCGGCGAGUCGGAGCUCAUGGGCAUCGCUGCGAGAGGCGACUUCGACCUCUCACAGCACGAAAAGGCACGCGGGCACGCACACACACUCAUGGAAGGAUACACGAGUGCACGUGUGUGGCGGGUGUGUACCGCACUGAUUGCACUGCGCUGCAGACGUCUGGCAAGUCGAUGGAGUAUUUCGACUCCGACCCCAAUGCGGCUGACAAGCGUCGCUACGUGCCGCAUGUGAUCGAGCCGUCGCUGGGCGUGGACCGUUUGUUCUUGGCCGUGAUGGUGUCGGCAUAUGUGGAGGAGAAGGUCGACGGGGAGAAGAGGACCUACCUCAAAUUCCACCCUUCGCUGGUCAGCCAACAGGGGAGCGCGCGGGAGGGGUGAAAUCGGUCUCACGGCGUGGGUGUCGUGUGUCUGGUGCGUGUUGCAGGCGCCCUACAAGGCGGCGGUGCUGCCUCUGGUCAAGAACAAGCCGGAGCUCGUCAGCAAAGGUGAGAAGGUCCACCUGGACGGACAUACCUCUCUCUCUCUCUCUCUCUGUGUGUGUGUGUGUGUGUGUGUGUGUCAGCCCGCGGGAUAUUUGAGAAGCUGAAGCGGCGGUACAGCGUCUUCUGGGAUGCCAGCGGCUCCAUCGGAAGACGGUCAGUAACACAAACACAUCGCAACACCAGCACACCACACCCACAUCCCCCUCCAUCCUCCCUGUGUGUGUGUGUACCUGUGUGCUGGCUGCAUAGGUAUCGCCGCGCCGACGAGGUGGGUGUGCCGUUUGCCAUCACGGUGGACUUCGACUCGCUGCAAGACGACAGCGUCACCGUCAGAGACCGUGACUCGUGCGAACAGACCAGAAUGAAGAUCAGCGACCUGUACCCCUUCCUGACACAGCAAAUCGACCCAUGGUAGCCUGGUCUGCAGAAGGGCCGGCCGGGAGGGGGGGACAGGGAGGGAGGGAGGGAGGGGGACUGUUUCGCUGGGUGCAUGGAUGUCUGUGUGGGCCGCGCCCGUCAGUGUGUGCGUGCGUGUGCGUGUGCGUGUGCGUGUGUGUGUCGGCGCAUCUCUCGAAGAGAGAAUGAAUGCGCCCAGCUAGCUGUGGGACAUGCCUUGGCUGACUAUAUCAAUGACUGAUUGACAAGCCACCCGAGCUCUCGGGUACUCGUGGUUCCAUCUGUUGGGUGAGUUCGAUUCAUCAGUCUGUUCA
Messenger RNA from Vitrella brassicaformis, 5727 nucleotides. The record is from the annotation of a GenBank genome assembly. Lineage: Eukaryota; Vitrellaceae.